AAUUGAUUUUCCCCCAAUCAGUAUAGAUCUGUUCGUUCCUAGACAGUUACUUUGUAGCUGUUAGCAGGAAACCUGUGAAUAAUAAGGAUGGCAAGUGUAUCCAGAGUCCUGACCAAGAGGAUUUUAUCAACUAAAGCCCUCCCUGCAGCCGCCCGAUGUAGCUCCAGGAACAGCCACUUCUCCGUCUAUGGGAAGAAGGACAACGCCAAAGUGUCAGAUGGUACGAUGCAGACCCAUGCAGCAGUGUUCCGUACCGGCGACGUUCUGAAGGAGGGAUGUGACAAGAUGGACGCCAUCUACCAGACCAUGGAGGACAUCAAGACAUUCGACCGGGGUAUGGUGUGGAACACUGACCUGGUCGAGUCUCUAUACUGCAGAACCUGAUGCUGAACGCGGUCCAGACUAUCCACUCUGCCGAGGCCCGCAAGGAGACCAGGGGAGCACAUGCCCGGGAGGACUACAAGGACCGUAUAGAUGAGCUGGACUACGCCAGGCCUCUGGCAGGACAGGAGAGGAAGCCUUUGGAACAGCAUUGGAGAAAACACACCAUGUCCACUGUGGAUCCUCAGACUGGCGAGGUAACUCUGGAGUACCGACCAGUGAUUGACACCUCUCUGGACCAGGGGGAAUGUUCAGCCGUCCCUCCAACCAUCCGCUCCUAUUGAGACCAUCUCAACAGGAACACUUAUUUAUUAUUGUCAGUCUGUAGGCUUCCAGCAAAACCCACCUAUGAUCCACUUCACUGUGUGACCUUCACUCUGUGUGAGGGAGCACUGUAGAUAGGGAAUUACUGCUGUCUCACAUGCAGUCUGACUUUCAACCCAGAUAUUGUAGGCAACACUGCAAGCAAAGGAAUUGUUAAGGUAAUAUGAUUGAAGUUUGUAAAUCUAGAACUGUUUUCUAAUUGUCUGUUGUCAUAUGAAGUUGUAGAGUAGUUUCAUUUACAUUACAUUACAUUUAAGUCAUUUAGCAGACGCUCUUAUCCAGAGCGACUUACAAAUUGGUGCAUUCACCUUAUGACAUCCAGUGGAACAGCCACUUUACAAUAGUGCAUCUA
Molecule: messenger RNA, 1057 nt
Organism: Oncorhynchus gorbuscha (pink salmon)
Lineage: Eukaryota; Metazoa; Chordata; Actinopteri; Salmoniformes; Salmonidae
Product: succinate dehydrogenase [ubiquinone] flavoprotein subunit, mitochondrial-like
Exons: 6
Coding region: 88-384 (98 amino acids)
Biological process (GO): mitochondrial electron transport, succinate to ubiquinone
Molecular function (GO): succinate dehydrogenase (quinone) activity; electron transfer activity; flavin adenine dinucleotide binding
Source: RefSeq, a predicted model, not a curated record